AUGAAAUUAUCUAACAUUAAGAUAAAAUAUAUUUUUCAACUCGAUAAGUUUCUCCAAAAACAUAGGUUGGGUGAAACUUAAUUGAAAUCUAUAGUGAAUAGUACAUCUUAAAAAAUGUUAAAAACUACAUAGAAAGAUUUUCAAGAGACCAACUAAAUAAAAGAUGGAGAUAUAUAUGAGAAGAUAUCUCCAAAAGUAAUAUUUAAAGAUGAUAAAAUCAAUGUUUAUUUUGUUAAGGAAAUCAAAAAAUUCACUCAACAAAAUGAAACAAGAACAUAGACCCAAGAAUAAGGUGUGAGAAAGUAAACAAUACAAGAAGUAACUAACUCAAGAGUUUCAAUCAAAGGACCAAUAGGAGGAGAAUAAAACUAAAUAUAACCAGAAUUUCUUAGGGUAUUUUGA
Molecule: messenger RNA, 402 nt
Organism: Paramecium sonneborni
Lineage: Eukaryota; Ciliophora; Oligohymenophorea; Peniculida; Parameciidae
Source: the annotation of a GenBank genome assembly